Urocitellus parryii (Arctic ground squirrel) is the source of this 918-nucleotide messenger RNA. RefSeq names its product claudin 5 (gene Cldn5). Gene Ontology annotation, molecular function: structural molecule activity. Gene Ontology annotation, cellular component: membrane; bicellular tight junction. Lineage: Eukaryota; Metazoa; Chordata; Mammalia; Rodentia; Sciuridae. The record is from RefSeq and is a predicted model, not a curated record.
GGCUCCAGCAGAGUUGAGGCAGUGCCGCAGGCCCGCAGGGUAAGCAGACUGCUGGUGGUGAGGUGGCUGAGUGGGCGCAAACGAACCAGGGUACCAGGGUGGGCGCAGGGCGCCGAGUCGCAUCCCCAAAGCAGUGAGGCUCGCUCCGGGAGCCCCAGGGGCCAGAGCGCGCGCACCUCGUCUCCAGACAUGGGGUCAGCAGCGUUAGAAAUUUUGGGUCUGGUGCUGUGCCUAGUGGGCUGGGUAGGCCUGAUCCUGGCAUGCGGACUGCCCAUGUGGCAGGUGACCGCCUUCCUGGACCACAACAUUGUGACAGCGCAGACCACAUGGAAGGGGCUGUGGAUGUCAUGCGUGGUGCAGAGCACAGGGCACAUGCAGUGCAAGGUGUAUGAGUCUGUGCUGGCACUGAGCACCGAGGUGCAGGCGGCGAGGGCGCUCACCGUCAGCGCGGUGCUACUGGCGCUGGUUGCGCUCUUCGUAAGCCUGGCGGGCGCACAGUGCACUACCUGUGUGGCCCCAGGCCCAGCUAAAGCCCGCGUGGCUCUCACAGGCGGCGUGCUUUAUGCGCUGUGCGGGCUGCUGGCACUUGUGCCACUCUGCUGGUUCGCCAACAUCGUAGUCCGUGAGUUCUACGACCCGGCGGUGCCAGUGUCACAGAAGCAUGAGCUGGGUGCAGCCUUGUACAUCGGGUGGGCGGCCUCUGCUUUGCUCAUGUGCGGUGGCGGCCUGGUGUGCUGCGGAGCCUGGGUCUGCGCUGGCCGCCCGGACCUCAGCUUUCCAGUCAAGUAUUCUGCGCCUCGGCGGCCGACGGCCAGCGGUGACUACGACAAGAAGAACUACGUCUGAAGGCGCAAGGUACAGCGGUGUCCCUCCCAGCAGCCAAGUGAGCGAACGGAAGGACCAGACCGAAGCGCAGCG